AUGGCUUCUACAGAGCACCAUCCUGUGGCCAGCGAAGAGUUUGAGUAUGAGGCACUCCCGGAUAACUACACUCUCAGCCACAACAUGCUGGCAGGCGCCUUUGCCGGCAUUGCAGAACACUCGGUCAUGUAUCCGGUAGACUUGUUGAAGACCCGAAUGCAAGUCCUGAACCCUGGUGCCGGUGGCCUUUACACCGGCCUCACCCACGCCGUAUCAACCAUCUCACGCAUCGAAGGCUGGAGGACGCUGUGGAAGGGUGUUUCUAGUGUCAUUGUGGGAGCUGGACCCGCCCACGCCGUAUACUUUGGUACAUAUGAGGUCGUGAAGGAUCUUGCUGGUGGAAAUGUCGGCUCUGGCCACCAUCCACUCGCCGCAGCUCUGAGUGGUGCUGCUGCCACAAUUACAAGUGAUGCGCUCAUGAACCCUUUCGAUGUUAUCAAGCAACGCAUGCAAGUCCACGGAUCAACCCACAGAACCCUCGUACAAUGCGCCAAAACGGUCUAUAGAACCGAAGGCCUCCGUGCCUUCUAUGUCUCCUACCCGACAACCCUGUGUAUGACAAUUCCAUUCACCGCUGCCCAAUUUAUGGCCUACGAAUCGACGUCUAAAAUCAUGAACCCAACGAAACGAUACGACCCCUUCACGCAUUGUAUCGCUGGUGGUUUGGCGGGUGCGGUUGCCGCAGCCGUCACCACGCCGCUGGAUGUCAUCAAGACUGUCCUGCAGACAAGGGGUACAGCCCAGGACCCCGAAGCUAGAACCGCAAAGGGUCUGUUUAAUGCUGCAAAACUCAUUAAGAAUCAGUAUGGUUGGGCCGGGUUCCUCCGUGGAAUGCGCCCAAGAAUAAUCGCGACAAUGCCGAGUACGGCUAUUUGCUGGACUUCUUACGAAAUGGCCAAAGCAUACUUUAAACGGAUAACGAGUGAAGAAUCGACUUGA
Arthroderma uncinatum is the source of this 939-nucleotide messenger RNA. RefSeq lists its product as uncharacterized. Gene Ontology annotation, biological process: iron import into the mitochondrion. The record is from RefSeq and is a predicted model, not a curated record. NCBI's taxonomy places the organism in Eukaryota, Fungi, Ascomycota, Eurotiomycetes, Onygenales, Arthrodermataceae. Gene Ontology annotation, molecular function: ferrous iron transmembrane transporter activity. Gene Ontology annotation, cellular component: mitochondrial membrane. The coding region runs from base 1 to 939 and encodes 312 amino acids. The transcript is spliced from 8 exons.